Messenger RNA from Misgurnus anguillicaudatus (oriental weatherfish), 3960 nucleotides. RefSeq names its product nuclear transcription factor, X-box binding 1 (gene nfx1). Gene Ontology annotation, biological process: negative regulation of transcription by RNA polymerase II. Gene Ontology annotation, cellular component: nucleus. NCBI's taxonomy places the organism in Eukaryota, Metazoa, Chordata, Actinopteri, Cypriniformes, Cobitidae. Gene Ontology annotation, molecular function: zinc ion binding; RNA polymerase II transcription regulatory region sequence-specific DNA binding; DNA-binding transcription factor activity, RNA polymerase II-specific. The record is from RefSeq and is a predicted model, not a curated record.
CUCUGUCCGCGAGGUCUCGAUCUCUGUCUUCUGAUUGGACGAACAGUUUCAGCAUAACUAGCCACUACUCAGUCGUCGCAUUUCGAAAAUAAUUUAUCAUUUAACUCCAUAUUGGCAGAUAUUCUGAAGUUCAAGCACAUUUCGGCUACACUGGCCUGAAUGGCUGAAGCCUCUAUUACAGACGCAUCAAAAUUGAAUCCAGAGUCUGCUGAGUUUGUACCACAUGCUAAACCCAACCAACCACCCUCUAGAAGUUACAGACAACAGGACCCCAACCGGCACUAUGGUCACCGAUUUAGGCAGUCUAGUGGAAAUAACCGUGGUCAAAAUACAUUUGAAACCUCUGAGAAUAACAAAUUACCCCCUUUUGAGCCACCCAUAAGAGGAAGCCCAAGGGGAGGUGGAGGUAGAGGAGUAAGACAAAGAGGUGGACGAGGUAAUGGUAGGCAUAAUAAUGACCCACAUCCCCAAAGUGAAAGAUGGACAAAACCUACAAAUGACAGCGACUUCUCAGGAAGAGACCACAAAGCUGCUGGUGAUCAGCAGUCCCACGCCUCCACUUUAAACAUGUCAAUGGAACCCCCUGAGAAAAAUGUAUUGCCCCCUUUUGAACCACCUAUAAGAGGAAGCACAAGGGGAGGUAGAGGAGUAAGACAAAGAGGUGGACGAGGUAAUGGUAGACAUAAUAAUGACCCUCAUCCCCAAAGUGAAAGAUGGACAAAACCUACAAAUGACAGCGACUGCUCAGGAAGAGACUAUGAAGCUACUGGUGGUCAGCAGUCCCACACCUCCACUUUAAACACGUUGAUGGAAACCCUUGAGAAAAAUGUAUUGCCCCCUUUUGAACCACCCAUAAGAGAAAACACAAGGGAAGGUAGAGGCAGAGGAGUAAGACAAAGAGGUGGACGAGAUAAUGGUAGGCAUAAAAAUGACCAUCAUCCCCAAAGUGACAGAUGGACAAAACCUACAAAUGAAAGCGGCGACUCCGGAUGGGACCAAAGAGCUUCUGGUGGUUUGCAGCCCCAAACUUCCACUUAUAACAGGUCGAUGGAUGAAGAGAGGCGGGAAAGGCCACUUGUCGAGGCCAACAUACGAGGAUCUUACAGAGGCAGCCAACAGAAGAAGACCUUUAAAUCUAGGGAUGACAGAUCUAAUAAGGAACCACUUCCCAGCAACAAGGAGGAGAAUCUAGAUGGAAAAGACAUGAAGCCUGCUGAGGCUUGUAAACAUCCAGAACCGGAGCCUGACCAGAAGAAUCGUACGGGAUGGAGAGGUGAGGACCGCCGCAUGCAUCCCAGUUCCUGGAAGAAAGGACCAGCCGCCAACCAUGGGAUUCAGGGUAACUGGAGAGAAAGAGAGCCUGUUCAUGUCAAAGAAGAGGAGUGGAGAGGUGGAGAAGAUGAGGGUGGAAGAGAGAAUGAGUCAGAGAGGAUUGGAGGCGGUGCCAGGGCGAAACGAUCAUUUCAACAGGAUCCAGUGCAGAAAAAAGGACCUGAGCGAAGAACAGGACCAGUGAAACGCAUGGAGCCUUCCAAAAGCAAAGAAACACAGACAGGGUGUCUUAUUGAGCAGCUGACAGAAGAGAAGUAUGAGUGUAUGGUCUGUUGUGAUGUGAUUCGGGUCAUGGCCCCAGUUUGGAGCUGUCAAAGCUGUUUUCACGUAUUUCACCUUAACUGCAUCAAGAAAUGGGCUCGUUCACCUGCAUCUCAAGCUGAUGAUGGCAGUGAAGGUUGGCGUUGUCCUGCGUGCCAGCAUGUGGCACUGAAAGUCCCAAAUUCCUACACCUGCUUUUGUGCAAAGGUAACCAAUCCUGAGUACCAGCGCACUGAGAUUCCUCACAGCUGCGGAGAUAUGUGUGGAAAGAAGAGGAGUGGAGGGGAAUGUAACCACCCCUGUAAUAUCUUGUGCCACCCAGGGCCCUGCCCACAGUGUCCUGCUUUUAUCACCAAGAAAUGCAUUUGUGGUAGAAUGAGUAAGCCGGUGCGUUGCAGUCAAACAGGACCUCUGCUUUGUCAGGAAGUCUGUGGAGCUCUGUUAAACUGUGCCCAGCACUCCUGUGCCCAGGUUUGCCACUCGGGGCCAUGCCAACCGUGCCAACUACGUGUCCAGCAAGUGUGCUUCUGUGGUGUGGCAUUCAGAGAUGUGGCAUGCGGGACUGAUCAUGCGAGUUUUGAUGGAUCGGGAUAUUUCUCCUGUUGCAAACCAUGUGGAAAAAUGCUAGACUGCCAGUCCCAUCGCUGCCAGCAGUCAUGCCACCCCGGGCAGUGCCAACCAUGUUCACGUAGCUCCAAGCUGGUGCGCAGUUGCCCAUGUGGACAGACCCCACUGUCAAAGCUUUUAGAGCUCGGCUACCCAGAGAGAAAGACCUGUACUGAUCCUAUCCCAUCAUGUGGCAAGACCUGCAACAAGCCACUGCCAUGUGGAAAUGCUGAUUCUGUCCAUUUGUGUGAAAAGCUCUGCCAUGAGGACAGCUGUGGACCCUGUUCUUUGACCUCCACUAUUAAAUGCAGAUGUGGUAGUAACAUCAAGGAAGUUCCAUGUGCAUUGAUUCAGAUUGAAAACGAUAUGGUGUUUGCCUGUGAGAAACGCUGCAGCAAAAAGCGCUCCUGUGGCAGACACAAGUGUGGAGAGUUGUGCUGUGUGGAUAAGGAGCAUAAAUGUUUAAUGAUUUGCGGCUACAAGCUCAACUGCGGUCUGCACCGGUGUCAGGAGCUUUGUCAUCGUGGCAACUGCCAGCCUUGUUGGCAAACCAGUUUUGAUGAAUUGGCAUGCUACUGUGGAGAAACUGUGCUCUUCCCACCCAUCCCUUGUGGAACCAAACCACCUGAAUGUAAAAAUGUGUGCACCCGCCAGCAUGACUGUGAUCAUCCAGUGUUUCAUUCCUGCCACAGUGAGGAAAGAUGCCCUCCUUGUACAUACCUUACCAAGAAAUGGUGCAUGGGUAAUCAUGAGCAAAGGAGUAAUAUCCCAUGCCACCUGCAGGACAUAUCUUGUGGUUUAAUAUGUGAUAAGGUCCUACCCUGUGAUUCUCAUCGCUGUAAGAAGAUAUGCCAUCGUGGGGAUUGCCAGACAGAGGGGGAAUGUAAACAACCAUGCACUCAUCCUAGACCUGGAUGUGGACACCCUUGUUCUGCUCCUUGCCACCCAGGCAGUCCCUGUCCUCCCAGUACAUGCAGUGCCAAGGUGGCACUGCAGUGUGACUGUGGCCGUAAAAAGGAGACGGUUCCUUGCGCUGAGGCAUCCAGUUCCUACCAAAGAUAUGCAGCUAUUGCGGUGGCCAGUAAGCUCUCAGAUAUGCAGCUGGGAGAAUCAGUUGACAUUGGACAACUCACAAAGAAGGAGCAGAAAAAAGCCAGAUUGGAGUGUGAUCAAGAGUGUGCUACACUGGAGAGAAACAGGCGACUAGCUGAGGCAUUGCAGAUUGACCAGUCGGUGGAUCCCUUCAAUAAGUCCACAUCUUCCAAAUACAGUGACUCUCUCAAAGAGGAUGCAAGGAAAGAUUUGAAGUUUGUCUGGGAAAUUGAGGAGAAGAUGAAGAAUUUAGUUGAACUGGCUAGCAAGGGCAAACAGACAAAAAGGAGUCACUGUUUCCCACCUAUGAAACGUGAACACCGCAAAAUUAUCCAUGAGUUAGCUGAAGCAUAUGGUGUGGAAAGUGUUAGCUAUGAUAGUGAACCCAAACGCAAUGUUGUGCUCACUGCCAUCAGGGGGAAAUCUGUGUGUCCUAACAUCAGUCUGACUGCUUUGAUUGAAAGGGAAACUGUUACCAGAGCCCCUCCUCCCAUUGCCCACAUCAAACAACACAACAGCAAGGUCGACAACAGUAACGCUUUGAUGAAACCAGCUAAAGAAGAACCCACCGUGGAUUAUUUUGAUGUGCAGGAUUGAUAUGAUAUUUCAAACAGUCACUGUAAUAUGCAUUUAAAAUAAAACGGCACAUGAUUGCUUGGCAGUUCAAAA